Messenger RNA from Saprolegnia diclina VS20, 1583 nucleotides. RefSeq lists its product as hypothetical. The coding region runs from base 53 to 1546 and encodes 497 amino acids. NCBI's taxonomy places the organism in Eukaryota, Oomycota, Saprolegniomycetes, Saprolegniales, Saprolegniaceae. Gene Ontology annotation, biological process: signal transduction. The transcript is spliced from 11 exons. The record is from RefSeq and is a predicted model, not a curated record.
UUGGGUGUUCGCGCGACCAGCGGCGCCGGACCCGUCGACGGACCGACUGAGGAUGCAGAUGAUGGCCAAGAAGGACGCCGACGUCACUACCUACGAGAGCCUCGACACGGACGAUGAGGAAGACCACGACCGCCUCCUGCGCAAGCAGCACGAAGCGAAUGGCGGCGUGGGCCUUGGCCUUGACGAAGCCAAGCUGGGCGCGCCGUCGCCGGUCCGCCGAGGCUUUGUGCGCAUCUACUUUGAGAGCGACAACUUUACGUCCUCAACCGUGCUCCGCGUCGAAGAGCAGACGCUCGUGCGCGACGUCCGCCAAACCAUGGCCACCAAGCUCCACGUCUCGCGCAAGCAGCUUGAGUACUAUGCGAUUCUCAUGGUCUUUGCCAGCGGCAAGGGCUCGUCCAUGUCGGCGCGGACGCUGCAGGAUGAAGAGUCCAUCUUGCAGGCCCAAGAGCAAUUCCAUGCCGAACGACAGUCGCUGCCCGAGAUUUCGCUCGAUCACAUGGGGCCCGUGCGCGUCAAGCCCCGUCACCGCGCCCGCCAAACGCUCAAAUUUGUCUUCAAGGACACGCGCGCCAAGCCCAUCGACUUGGACGCAGACUUGGAGCCGCGUACAAGCAACACCAACUCGCAAGACACUGUGUUUGCGUUUCCCCAAAAGCUCGGCCAGGGGAUGCGAUCUGGCACGCUCAAGAAGGCGAGUCUCAAGGACGCCAAUGUCUGGCGUACGCGCUGGUUUGUCCUCAAGGAAGACAAGCUGUUUUAUUGCAAAUCGGAGAUGAACCAACGCGAUAUCACUGCGAUUCCGCUCCUGAAUUCGUGCAUUGUCAAGGCUGACGUGCAAAUCCCGCACUGUUUUGAGCUCCAUACGUCGCGUCGCGUCUACCGCCUGUGCGCCGGCAGCGACGACCUCAUGGUGGCGUGGAUCCAUGCACUUCACCGGGAAAUCCGGCUCUGCAGUGAGAACCAAGCGCUCUCCAAGGCCGAGAUCAUCAUUGUCGACGAGACGGUCACGACGUGCGAGCUGCAGAAUACCGCGACGCCGUUUGCCGUCACGGGGAUAUUAAGCAACCCUGUCCUUCGCAAGCUCUUUCGCGACUACAUUGUCCAGCACGUCGCGGCCAAGACCGUCCUCCUCGACACGUGGACCGAGUGCGAGGCGUUUCGCCAUAAUGGCAUUACGCGGUAUCAGCACCACAUUAAUCCGUCGGUGACCAACCCGACGCUGCGUUCGACGGCGCGGGACGAGUGGGAGCACGUCAAGACCAUUUUGCUCCAGUAUUUGCCGGCGUCGCAAAAGGCCGGCGCCGAGCUCAGCGAUGUCGACAUGGACGUGUGCCGGACGGCGUUCCAUGAGAGUCAAAAGAAUCGCCGGUUGAGUAUUGCGAUGGACACGGAAGCCAACAAUUUGCUCGAGAAUUACCCGUCGCCCCACCUUUUUUACCGCGUGCAGCACGACGUGCUCCGCGCGCUGGAAGAAGGACCGUUCCGGCAUUUCAUUGCGGGCAAAGGCUACAUGAUGAUUGUGGACCGCAUGAUCCGGCGGUAGACAUAUUUUCACUCAAUUCAUGUCGUGGAAAAUUCGA